Dermatophagoides pteronyssinus (European house dust mite) is the source of this 960-nucleotide messenger RNA. It is a transcript of the gene Thor, whose product is annotated as eukaryotic translation initiation factor 4E binding protein thor. Gene Ontology annotation, biological process: negative regulation of translational initiation. Lineage: Eukaryota; Metazoa; Arthropoda; Arachnida; Sarcoptiformes; Pyroglyphidae. Gene Ontology annotation, cellular component: cytoplasm. The record is from RefSeq and is a predicted model, not a curated record. Gene Ontology annotation, molecular function: eukaryotic initiation factor 4E binding.
UUGCUUGGUUUAUCAACUUCAAAACAUCAUUUCAUUUUGUUUUGUUUUGUUCGUUUGAUGCUGUAACCAUAUCGAUAUUCAUUCGAUCGAUCGAUUCAUUCGGGGCUAGUUGGUUGUUUUUUGGUUGCAAGUGAUCUGGAAAAGCUUGGUUUGUUGGCUAAUCACCGCACACACAUAUACCACACACACCAAAUAUUUAAUCCUUAUCCAUCCAUCCAUCUAAAACUAUUUAAUGCAACCUGUGUUUGUUUGUUCACGCGCACACAUCCUAUUAUCAUUUUAGUGUUGCCAUAUAAAAAUCUUUGAAUUCAACCAUAUCGAUAUUCAUUUUUAGUUUUGUAAUCAUAUAGAGAGCAAGGGAAAGAGAGAGAGAGAGACAGUGAGCUAAGCUGAAAUUCUUGUCAUUUUAAAAAAGAAUACCCGAAAGAAAUAAAAAAAAAGAAAGAAAAAAUGAAAGAAAUUGGAGCAAAAACAAUACCAACAUCACGUCGUCAGAUUGUAAAUGAUCCAAAAGAAUUACCGGAUCGUUAUUCAUCAACACCCGGUGGUACAUUGUAUUCCACUACACCCGGUGGUACAAGGAUUAUUUAUGAACGAAAUUUUUUAAUGAAUUUAAAAAAUAGUCCACUGGCACGUUCACCACCAAACAUGGCAUUCAUACCUGGUGUUACAAAUAUUGAACCAAAUGAACAAAAUCCUAAAUAUGAUAUAUUGGAUCCAACUAAAAAUAAAACAAUCAAUUUACAACAGAAAAUUGUUAAAAAUAAUAAUGUUAACAGAAAACAUCAUCAUCAUCAUCAUCAUAAUCAUCAUGAUGAACAGCCACAAUUCGAUAUUGAUAUCUGAUUGAUUGAAUCGAUUGCAAAUCUUUUCAUGAUUUUUUUCCAUCAAGUCGAUAUCCAAAUGUUGAUUUAUUUGUGUGGUAUCGAUGGUUCGAUGGCUACAAACAAACAAAAAACA